UGCCUUCAGGGUCUCCAACCCUUGGAAACAAAACGACCACCACACAUCUACUGUUCUCUCAACUAUCUGCUUCCUGUGUUGACCAUGCCUGGGUGGAGCUGCCUGGUGACAGGAGCAGGAGGAUUUCUGGGCCAGAGGAUUGUCCAAAUGUUGGUGCAAGAGAAAGAGCUGCAGGAGGUCAGAGUCCUGUAUAGGACCUUCAGUCCAAAACACAAAGAGGAACUGUCCAAGCUGCAGACAAAAGCCAAGGUGACGGUACUGAGGGGAGACAUUGUGGAUGCCCAGUUCCUGAGGAGAGCGUGCCAGGGCAUGUCCGUCAUCAUCCACACCGCUGCUGCCCUUGAUAUCGCAGGCUUCCUGCCCAGGCAGACCAUCCUAGAUGUCAAUGUGAAAGGUACUCAGCUCCUGUUGGAUGCUUGUGUGGAAGCCAGCGUACCAGCCUUCAUCUACAGCAGCUCAACAGGUGUGGCUGGACCAAACUCCUACAAGGAGACCAUCCUGAACGACCGUGAGGAAGAGCAUCGUGAAAGCACAUGGUCAAAUCCAUACCCAUACAGCAAAAGGAUGGCCGAGAAGGCAGUGCUGGCAGCCAAUGGGAGCAUCCUGAAAAAUGGUGGCACUUUGCAUACGUGUGCCUUAAGACUCCCAUUCAUCUAUGGGGAAGAAAGCCAAAUCAUUUCAACCAUGGUAAAUACAGCACUCAAGAACAACAGCAUAAUUAAAAGACAUGCCACAUUCUCCAUAGCCAACCCAGUGUAUGUGGGUAAUGCAGCCUGGGCACACAUUCUGGCUGCCAGGGGCCUUCGAGACCCCGAGAAGUCACAAAGCAUCCAAGGACAGUUCUACUACAUCUCAGAUGACACCCCUCACCAAAGCUAUGAUGAUUUAAAUUAUACCCUGAGCAAAGAAUGGGGCUUCUGCCUUGAUUCCAGUUGGAGCCUUCCUCUGCCCCUGCUCUACUGGCUUGCCUUCCUGCUGGAAACUGUGAGCUUCCUGCUGCGUCCAUUUUACAACUAUAGGCCACCCUUUAACCGCUUCAUGGUCACGAUCUUAAAUAGCGUGUUUACCAUUUCCUACAAAAAAGCUCAGAGAGAUCUGGGCUAUGAGCCACUUGUCAGCUGGGAGGAAGCCAAGCAAAAAACCUCAGAGUGGAUCGGGACACUAGUGGAGCAACACAGGGAGACACUGGACACAAAGUCUCAAUGAUGGGAAGAGGGCAGGGACAUGGCCCCGGGUGUUACCCCGUCCUCCAGCCAGGAACUCAGAAAUAAUCCAACUCUUACAGUUUUAUUUUAUACACUCUCCAACUGGUCUUCAGGUCACCAGAAACCUUAAGAGUCACUGGCCCAGUCACCUGAACAAGGUGCAGGGGACAUCAUGUAGAAGGAAUAAAACUGCCUGCCUCUUGUGACACCUGGGUGUUCAUUCACCUGCCAUGUGGUAUCACAAACAGAAGUAGGAUCUCAGCUGGCAUCAAAACUUCUUCUUUCUUACUUACCCCAUAUUAAGUAAUGUUUAUAGGAAGUAAUGUUUGUAGGUGGGGCUUGAGCUCCCACACUAGAGUCAGGAGGCAAAACCAUGCUGAAGUUCUAUAUAGCAAACCAAACCUGAGAGUACUUUCCUGAUCACUACAAUAGCAAGAGAGCAAGAGCGAGAGUGAGAGCAAGAGCGAGAGAGGGAGGGAGGAAGGGAGGAAAGGGGAUGGAGGGAGGGAGGAAAGGAAGGAGAGAGAGAGAGAGAGAGAGAGAGAGAGAGAGAGAGAGAGAGAGAGAGCAUCACCAUUUCACAUAGGGUGUGAACAGAGUAGGAAAUCCACUUUGUUUCUCAUUUACCAAGAGACCAUCUGGAAAGAAUCUGCCUUUCUUUGCCCCUGUCAUACCAAGAAACCUUAUUUUCGCUUAUUGGACAAUGUUCUAUGGUAUAAAAAAGAAGAGUUGUCUGGUUCUGGGAAUAAAACUAAAUUCCAAGG
Molecule: messenger RNA, 1969 nt
Organism: Rattus norvegicus (Norway rat)
Lineage: Eukaryota; Metazoa; Chordata; Mammalia; Rodentia; Muridae
Gene: Hsd3b5
Product: hydroxy-delta-5-steroid dehydrogenase, 3 beta- and steroid delta-isomerase 5
Biological process (GO): C21-steroid hormone metabolic process; steroid biosynthetic process
Cellular component (GO): mitochondrial membrane; endoplasmic reticulum membrane
Molecular function (GO): 3-beta-hydroxysteroid 3-dehydrogenase (NADP+) activity; 5-alpha-androstane-3-beta,17-beta-diol dehydrogenase (NADP+) activity; oxidoreductase activity, acting on the CH-OH group of donors, NAD or NADP as acceptor
Source: RefSeq, marked provisional